AUAUGGCCGCCAAUGGCAAUAAAAGUUCAGAAAUUUAUAUCUGCUUGUUUAUUGUUUUUCACACAUAAAAAGUAGUUUCAGGAAUAAUCAACCUUUAUAUAAUGGGAGUAAACGGCUUGUGGAAGUUAUUAGAGCCUGCUGGUCGUCCAAUAACGCUGGAAUCUCUUGAAAAUAAGACACUCGCUGUCGAUGUGAGCGUGUGGUUAAAUCAAGCCCUCUAUGGUAUGAGAAGUCAACAUGGUAGCACUGUACCAAAUGCUCAUCUUGUGUUGUUAUUUCAAAGGAUUUGUAAAUUGUUGUACUACAGGAUUAAGCCAAUAUUUGUAUUUGACGGGGGUGUACCUGAACUAAAAAAGAAAACAAUGGCGGCAAGAAGAGCGAUUAGAUUGUCAGCUCGUAACAAAGCUCAAAAGAUAUCUAAGAAUGUUUUGGAGAAGUACCUGAAGUCCCGUGCUAUUGGAAGUGUUACAGGACGAAAAAGCCGUCGACCCACUAGUGGUUUGGGUCUGCAGCAAGUGCAGGAAAAGGAUCUAUUCGAGUUACCGCCAUUGCCUGAGAAAGAGGAGCCAGAAAGUCCGUCCGUUGACGAAUCUUUCUUUUCUUCACACCAUUUGCAGGAUACGACGGAUUUAAACAUAGACUCGGAGGGAUUCAGGGAGCUGCCUCAUGAGAUUCAGCAUGAACUUAUUGUUGAAAUGCACGAGAAAAGUAAAAGACACUCGCGGUAUCAGGAUGUAGAUAUGCCAGAGGAAAGUGAAGAAUUUUCGAAUUUUCAACUCGAUCAUCUGUUAAAGCGCGGAAAGUUGACGCAAAGGUUGGGGACAAUAAGAAAAGAAAUGAACGAAAAACAAGCGGGUGAGCUGGUGGUCGGUGCCGUUGGUGAAAUGAGUGUCAACUCGAUUAUCCAAUCACAGAAAAUAAUGUCUGAGGAAACGGGACACAGUAUCUUGAUCAAGCGCACACAAGCACGUAAAACUGAUGAACUGGAAGACGAAGCCGAUGAAAUGGCUGGGGGAUUUUUUCGCGAAAUUUCCAACGAAGAUGUAGUACAUCCUCAACCGAUUCUUCUAAAAGACUUACCAAAAAUCACAAGUGAUAUCGCCAAACCUAGCGUGAGUGGGGCUUUAGACGAAGCCGCAAGUAGUACGGACGAAAGUGGUGAUGGCAACGAGCCUGAAAUUGUUUAUAAUGAAACUUUUCCCUAUCGAUCCUCAAAAAAAGUAAUUGGAGACGGAAACGGUGUUGCUGUCCCGCAUAUUACUAAUGAAGACUUCCCUAAGACGGUUGGUGAGAAGGAAGUUAUAUAUUUGUCGGAAAAAGAACAGCCGAUGCAAAAAGAAAGCACGGAAUCGAACGAUUUAGUUUUGGUAGAGAAUAGGUUAGAUUCUGUGGGAUCAAAUGAGCAAAAAGUAGAUUCAAACAAUGGUAACAUUCAUACAAAUGCGAAUCCUCCUUCACGUGAGCCUAGUGAACAAAAAGUAAAUUUAACUAGCAACGAAGACCUUCAGAUAGAAGUUGGCCGGGAGUUAAGUGAGAAUGUUACAAUCGAAAUUGCACCCUCGACGAAGGAACACGAGGAUAAAAAGGAUUCCGAAAAGGAUCUUACAACCAUUGAGGAUGAACUGGAUGAUUUUGAGGACGAAAUAAAGAAAAAGAAAAGUCUGAUUGAACAGUUGCUUUCAAACAGACGCCCUUCUGUCGUUAACGAAUCUGCAAAUAGCAAUGUUGGAAAUAUUUCUGACGAGAAAUUGUCUGAGGAAAAGCCUUUUAGCGAGAUUUCCCCUCAAAGAGAAAAUAAUUUUAAAAAUGAUGACAAGGAUUCUUCCAGUGAUGAGACAAAAAAUCUUCCUUCUGCUAUGGCGAUUAUGGAUGAGUCUGUUCGCGAUAUAUCUGAUUGUGAAGCGCCUGAGCCAGCUGUCAACGACAUAUCUGCACAAAACGAGUUUGAAGGAAAAACAUAUGAAGAGCUUGGAGAAAUUCAGAUGAGAUUGGACGAAGAUCUUGAAAAUUUGAAAGAAGAAAAGACACGUCAAAGUCGGUUGGCCGCCACAGUUACUGAUGAAAUGUAUAAGGAUAGCCAGGAACUUUUACACUUAUUCGGGAUUCCAUUCGUGGUAAGUCCCAUGGAGGCGGAAGCACAGUGUGCCACAUUAGAUAGACACCAUUUGUGCGACGGCUCAAUCACAGAAGACAGUGACAUAAUCCUGUUCGGAGCGAAAAAGGUUUACAAAAAUGUUUUCAAUCAAAAGUAUGAUGCGGAGUUAUAUCAAGAGGACGAUGUCAAGUGCAUACUAGGUCUGGACCGUCUCAAUCUCAUUGCCAUCGCAUUGCUAACUGGAAGUGAUUACACAGAAGGGGUACAAGGUUUGGGAAUUGUGUCCGCGAUGGAAAUCAUUAAUGAAUUUUCUGGCGAAGGCAUUGAAAAAUUACAAAACUUAAAGAAUUGGUUGGAGGGCAAAUCGAAACUUCUGCUACACGAAAGUAAAGUAAAAAGCAAAUUAAAAAAUGUUGUUCUGCCUACUGGCUUUCCGUCAUCGCAAGUUUUCGAGGCCUAUCUGAAUCCUGCCGUUGAUGAUUCAAGAGAGGCUUUCAGUUGGGCUAACCCAGAUCUUCACUCUUUGAGAUUAUUUGCCUCAGAGAAGCUAGGGUGGAGCAAGAUGAAAACAGACGAGAUUCUGCUUCCUGUAAUAAAACGCCUUAAUACCAGGGAGACACAGCCAAAGAUCGACUCAUAUUUCCCUGUUCUGUCCAGCGAAGCGAGAAAAAUUAAAAGUCGUCGCGUUAGGCGGGUUGUGAAUCGUUUAUUGGACAAGGAAUCUGAUGACGAUGAAAAAAGAGCUUUGAAAAAGCGAAAAGUUAGGAAAUCAACGAAGAACUCUAAAAAAGCAACUGACGGUGUUAAUAAGGAACAAACGAAUGAUGUUGACAUUCGAUGUGACAGCCACGCUAUUACGAAUGUUGCUAGCCAGUCGUCGAAAACUAGCUUUCCAAGCCCGCUUAAGGAUGCUAAAGCAAGUGCAGUUGAAUCCAAUUCUGACUCCACAUCGGACACAAGUGAUGAUGAUCGGAGCUUUGUACCAUUUAACACGAGUCGAAGAAAACCAGUCAGUAGAGGCAGCACUUCCAAAUCGAGGGGAUCGCGUAGGAUGGGAACCAAAAGUCGAACGAGAAAGAAAUCUUAAAGUGCAGCAAUUGCAUCAUAUUAUAGCUAGUGCGCCAUAGGAUGAGUGAAAACCUCCUGUGGCUAUACCAUAACGGGUUCACCAUACUCAUUAGAAUCAUGACCAUCGAUCAGUAUUUCAUUCUCGCAUGUGUCGUGCACGUUCGUUGACAAAUAAUUUCGUUUCAAAUAUGACUGUACUACCUAAAAGCCCUGUUUACACUACACUCAAUCGAUUAGCGCUGCGCCUCCGUACCAAAUUUAUACCUUCUUAGAUUGCCAAUACAAAGGCCGAGCUCGGAUGAAAUUGGUAGGGUACAUAUAUCAGCCCUGCCGAGCCGUGCUAAUGAAUUGAGUGUAUUGUAAACGGGCUAUAGUCUGUAAAAUCGUAUAUUUGUAUACGUAUACGGUUGAUUUGCACCAGGAUUUGCACGGUGUGUUUGUAAUCACGGGGCACGCUCAAUUGCAAACAUUUAUUGACAAAUAGAUGAACAAAUAACUUCUUUUCAAUGUGACAAAAUCAGUAGUUUGUCAACCCUAAUUUGUUCUACUAUUAUAUAUGUUAUUACUUCUAUUAAACCUUUCUUUUUCUCUUCUUCCUUUAUCAUCAUCCCACA
Messenger RNA from Dendronephthya gigantea, 3777 nucleotides. RefSeq names its product DNA repair protein complementing XP-G cells homolog. The coding region runs from base 102 to 3182 and encodes 1026 amino acids. The record is from RefSeq and is a predicted model, not a curated record. Gene Ontology annotation, biological process: nucleotide-excision repair. The transcript is spliced from 16 exons. Lineage: Eukaryota; Metazoa; Cnidaria; Anthozoa; Malacalcyonacea; Nephtheidae. Gene Ontology annotation, cellular component: nucleus. Gene Ontology annotation, molecular function: DNA endonuclease activity; single-stranded DNA binding.